Messenger RNA from Prorocentrum cordatum, 1131 nucleotides. NCBI's taxonomy places the organism in Eukaryota, Dinophyceae, Prorocentrales, Prorocentraceae. The record is from the annotation of a GenBank genome assembly.
AUGUCUCGCAAAAGUCAGUCGGCGGUCGUGCUCGCCCCAGCCCUGUGGCCCGCAGGUGAUAUUCUUGGCCACAUUGCUCUGGGCUCGCAGGUCGGCUUCGUGAUCCAUUGGGUUGUCUUCGUCCACAGCCCGAGCGGCGGAUUGUCGGAGACCGCGAUGGACGAGCUGAGGCGUCUAUUUCCCUACCUAGCCUCUGGCAGCUCCGAGCCCCAGCAGAGGUUGGGGCUAGGCAGGCUCCUAGCCGAGAGCGCGCAGUCCGCGGCCGCGGGCGGCAGCGAGCGCCUCGCGCAGGAAGGCUGCCACACGGCGAGCCCCGGCGAGAAGUGCUACGAUGCCGUCCUCAGAGCCAUGACCGUAGGGAUCGCCAAAAAUUCGAGCGACUACCCAGGGCUCACCCCGCGGUCCAGCUUCGCGGAGUUCCAGGUGCUCUUGCACAGCACCAAGGACGCCGACUGUCCGCUGCCAUGCGAGGCGCAGGGGCCACCCAUGGCGAACUGCCUGUGCCUAUUCGACGUCGACCGCACGCUCACCGCGAAGCAGAACUCGGAACAUUGCCACCGCAACGGCACGUACUUGGUCCCUGGCGUCGCCGACACGGCGUACCACGGGGGCGGCCUGGUGCUGUCGGAGCUGGCCCAGAACGUGCGGAGAAGCUUCUGCGGCUCGUGCCUCCGGGGCGUGCUCUCCAACGGCGACGUGGGCGGGCCGCACUCUGCGAUGCGCCACGUCGUCAGCGCCGUGCUGGGGGGCCCAGAGUGGACCCUGACGAACAAGUGGGAGCACUACGUGGACGGUAGGCGCAGCACCCUGAUGGUGGGCAUCCCCAACGCCGAGAAAGCGCGCGUGGCGGCCGACGUUGUCAGCUGGAGCGAGGUUGAGAUCGAGAAGACACGCGUCUACUUCUUCGACGACAGCGCCGAGAACGUCAGGCAGUUCAAAGGGACAGGGAUGAACGCCCAGCAGAUCUCGUGCACCAGCCGCGACAAAGGGGCUCACCUGGGCGUCUGCGGCGGUCGCACGGAUGAGCUGUCGGAGGACGGGGGCGUGCUCACUUGCGAGGACAAGGGGUCCCCCGUCGAUGUUGUGGACGAGGAGGACGAGGCGGGUGACGACUACUUCCUCGCUACGUAG